Messenger RNA from Dictyostelium purpureum, 1467 nucleotides. RefSeq lists its product as uncharacterized. The transcript has 4 exons. The record is from RefSeq and is a predicted model, not a curated record. Gene Ontology annotation, biological process: phospholipid catabolic process. Gene Ontology annotation, molecular function: glycerophospholipase activity. Lineage: Eukaryota; Evosea; Eumycetozoa; Dictyosteliales; Dictyosteliaceae. The annotation marks the transcript as partial. Gene Ontology annotation, cellular component: extracellular region.
AAUGAUAGUCAACAAAUUGUUAUAAUGAAUGCAAGUUAUAGUGAUGAAAUUGAAACAACAGGAUGGGGUAAAUUAAAUAUAUCAACUGCUUUACCACAAGGUCACUCAUUGGUUUCAGAUAAUAAUUUAGCAUACUUUGCAGGAUUUAUUGAAUCUACAUUAACAGCAGAAAGAAUCAAUCAAUUUUGGAUAAAUUUUGCAGCCAGCGAAUUCAAGAAUCAACAACAUACACCAUCUGAUGAAUUGGUUCAAUUUAUUAGUCAACAAAUGACUUUUGUUAGAAAUUCAAUCGCAGAAAAUAAUGCAACUUCAGAAUAUUGGUAUGCAGCAUCAUUGAUCAUGUCACAAUUUGAUGGUUUAGUAAACGGUUACCAAAGCUCACCAUUACCAGAAAUGAGCGAAAUAGAGCUUUAUCUUUUAACAUCAGCUGGUGAUUUAGAAACUUUAGUAUCAUUGUAUCCAUCCACUGACAAAAAAUCACAACCACAACCACAACCACAAUCAAAUAACAAUUUCGAUUAUGUAAAAAAUUGCAGUGCUUUAAUCAGAGUUUUACCAGGAUUUUCAGAUGUUUUAUUUGCCCACACUACUUGGAGAUAUUAUUAUGGUAUGUUAAGAAUUUAUAAAUUCUAUGACUUAUCCUUCAGUAAAUAUAUCUAUAAGGUUAGCUUUAGUUCAUCACCAGGUUUCCUAAGUUCCAAAGAUGAUUUUUAUAUUAGCAAUGGUUUAGCAAUUAUGGAAACUACCAAUGAUAUUUUUAAUAGUUCACUUUAUCAAUAUGUUGUACCACAAUCAGUAUUAGUUUGGCAAAGAGCAAUGAUUGCAUGUUUAUUAUCAUAUGAUUCACCAACUUGGAUAAAUACAUUUUCACAAUACAACAGUGGCACUUAUAACAAUCAAUGGAUGGUACUCAACUAUAAUCUUUUCCAAACUGGCAAACCAUUACCAAAAGACUCAUUUUGGAUUGCAGAACAAAUCCCAGGUUAUAUAGAGAAGUCUGAUCUUACUGAUCUCUUAAAUCAAAACCAAUUUUUUAGCUCAUACAACAUCCCAUUCUUUGAAUAUAUCUAUAAUGUUAGUGGUUACCCAACUGUAUAUUCACCAACAAACCAAUACUCUUAUCAACAAUGUUCAAGAGCUUUAAUAUUCAAACGUAAUGCUACAAUGGUUUCAAAUUUCCAAGAUAUGAAAAACAUUAUGCAAUUUAAUAAUUUUAAAACCGAUCCAUUCUCAUAUUCAAAUCCAUUAAAUUCAAUUAGUUCAAGAGCUGAUCUUUUAACUGAUAGAGUUGGUAUACCUUUUGGUGGUGUCGAUUCAAAGGUAACAUCAUCAAGUCAGGUUAAAACUUUAUCAUGCACUGCAAUUUGUGGACCAACAACUGAAGGGUUACCACCAUUUUCAUGGGAUAAUCCAGCAUGGAGCAGUGUUUCGCAUGUAGGCCUACCAACAGUAUUUGAUUUCGAUUGG